Molecule: messenger RNA, 391 nt
Organism: Boleophthalmus pectinirostris (great blue-spotted mudskipper)
Lineage: Eukaryota; Metazoa; Chordata; Actinopteri; Gobiiformes; Gobiidae
Product: complement factor I-like
Exons: 2
Coding region: 104-391 (95 amino acids)
Biological process (GO): proteolysis
Molecular function (GO): serine-type endopeptidase activity
Source: RefSeq, a predicted model, not a curated record
UUGUGAAUGAAACAAAACACAACUCCAGGUAUAUGUUUGAGGAGGUAACAGCAUUCUAACAUGGCUUAAAGCUCACAAGAGUCAGCUUUGUGUAAUAUAGGACAUGUUUAAACUGUUUGUUGUCACAGGGGAUUUGAAUGGCUCUGUGGACUCGUGCCAGGGGGACAGUGGGGGGCCCCUGGUGUGUGAAGAUGAGCUGGGCGUGUCCUACCUGUGGGGCAUUGUGAGCUGGGGAGACAAGUGUGGCGAGCCGGGCUUCCCUGGAGUCUACACACUGGUGGCUCAUUUCUACGAGUGGAUCCGAAUUCACACUGGAUGGCCGCUUGUCACACACAAUAUAAUUCUUAGUCCUCAUGUUUACAUUUUUCCAACAUUGUACGACACCAAAUAA